This is a messenger RNA of Pseudogymnoascus verrucosus, 543 nucleotides long. RefSeq lists its product as uncharacterized. NCBI's taxonomy places the organism in Eukaryota, Fungi, Ascomycota, Leotiomycetes, Thelebolales, Thelebolaceae. Bases 1 to 543 code for a protein of 180 amino acids. The transcript has 3 exons. The record is from RefSeq and is a predicted model, not a curated record.
AUGGUGCUUAGACCGAAAUGCCCUGCAACUGUUGAGAAGUUCAAUGCGCAUGGCAGCUGUCGAGCCAGAAGCCAUUCAUUCUUGACGCUGGUGUUCCUUGCGGCACCUUCGAUCUCACCAUUGAGUAUCUGGACUUGGGCAUGCGCUGGCAACAAGCUUUACUACCUCGUCGUUCUGAAGGGAACUGUUGCCACAUGCACCACUGGCCGCGAGGGAUUUUGCAAGCAUAAUUAUUAUUCGGCACCCGCUGGCAUUGAUAAACUAGAUGGCAAACUUUGGGGUGGCGUGAAGCUCGAUGAUUUCGUAGUAGGCGGCGUCAACGGAUACCAUGCUAAUGGGGAUAAGAAUGGCUGCAAAUUAGCCGACCCAAAUGACAGCAAGACGGCAAGCAGCCUGUAUGACAUGGGCAUUCGCUCACCAGGUGUUGUGGGAAUCCCAGUGUGCGAUACCAACACAGCAUUACAGAACUGGAUCGAUGAAGAGAGAUUUGGUUCCCAUGAGAACUAUCCCUGCGUCCCGCUAGAUGUGGUCGUCCCACCGUGA